AUGGUCCCCAGCUACACCCUUCUUGUUGCUGUCAGUCUGCAUUGGUUCAUAACGUAUAGACGUAGUGCAGGCAGUGUUGCCAUUGCAGAUGCUUGGAUAAUUCCUGUUGGAGAUCCUAAUAUAGCUGUGGGGAAAAUAUCCUCCCAGUCCAGCACUUUUGAAGCAACAGGAGAGUCCAGGAAGGCCAUUGAUGGGUCUCUGGCAAAUAAUUAUGCUAAUGGAGAUUGCUCCCUAACAAAGAAGGAGUUUGAACCCUGGUGGAUGGUGGAUUUGAUUUCAGCAUUUCAGGUGUCUGCUGUGGUGGUCACCAAUAGAGGAGAUUGUUGUGAAUCGCGCAUAAAAGGAGCUGAAAUUCUGAUUGGUGAUUUGCCUGAGAAGGGGGGCACCAUGAAUCCCAGGUGUGCCACAAUCAGCAGCAUGGAUCUUGGGGAAACAGCGACCUUUAACUGUGCAGGAAUGCAAGGGCAGUAUGUGACCAUUACUAUCCCAGGGAGAAGAGAGCUGCUCUCGCUCUGUGAAGUGCAAGUGCUUGGACACCCCUGGCUACACAUAGUUCACAAUGGAGGGCGGAAUCCUGUCAGAGAUAGUGAAACUGAUUUAGGUCUGCAGGGCAGAGCACUGAGUUUUCUGAAUGAAUCAAAAGACAGUUUCGUUGUCAUAUCCCCACAGCAGCCUUUGAAUCUGAUGGAAUUCACACUGUGCAUGAGAGUGGCUGCAGAAUAUCUGGGUGAACGCAAAGUCAUUCUCUUCUCCUACCACUCUCCCAAUGAUGAACUUAGAAUCUUGCGUGAAUCAAGUGGUAAUUUUGGUUUGCACAUGGGUGGGCGGAGUGUAAUGUUUGCACUCCCUGACCUCAGUGCUUUUGGGAGUCAUUUGUGUGUGACCUGGGAAUCCACAUUUGGUCUUGUUGCCUUUUGGAUAAAUGGAAAACGGAGUAUCAGGAAGAUAUCUAAUGUGGGACACAUUCUUCAACCAGGGGGUACUGCAGUGCUUGGUCAGGAUCAGAGCGCACAAACCACAUCUGAGAAGCAGAAUCAACGUUUUGUAGGUGAAAUAACCGAUCUCUACAUGUGGGAUUAUGUACUGAAGUCUCGGGACAUUGAGAAUGUUUUCCAGAUGCAUGACUUUCCCAGGGGAAACAUCUUUGACUGGAAUAUCUUAUCAUACAAGAUAAAAGGGAAUGUGAGGGUAUUGCCUAAUUGCUCAGCCCUCAAUGUUGCCGUUGGAGCCCGCAAUGUUGCCAUCCAAGGAAAUGCUUUACAAUCUAGCACGUACAACCGAUUGGGAAUUGCUAGCAAUGCUAUUGAUGGGAUCACCACAGGUGAAUUGACAGCUGGGUCAUGCACCCACACUGACAUAGAAUCCCAUCCAUGGUGGAUAGUGGACUUGAAGUCAGAGUAUCGAGUGGUUCAUGUAAACAUCAGCAACCGGGCAGACUGUUGUGCAGAACGGCUGGAUGGGGCAGAAAUCCGGAUUGGGAACUCUCCAGAGGCAGGAGGCAUUUUGAAUCCCAGAUGUACUGUGAUUGAAUCCUUGGAUCUUGGGGAAACCCAGAGUUUUUAUUGUGAAGGUAUGCAAGGAAAGUAUGUUACUGUUACCCAACCAAAUGGAGGAAUCCUCACACUUUGUGAAGUCCAAGUGUUUGGUGAGAAGUUAACUUCCCCCGAUGAGCCCAGGCCUGAACAGACUCAGUCUUCCAGACUACUGCCAAAAGGAGAGCAAGUCAACACCUCUGAACCCAAUAUUGCUCUUCAAGGAAAGGCAUUCCAGUCCAGCACCUACAACCCGCUUGGAGACCCUGAGAAUGCCAUUGAUGGAGCUUUAUCAGUUAACUAUAUGCAUGGGCAUUGCACCCACACAGAGCUUGAAAUUAAUCCAUGGUGGACAGUGGACUUGGGAUCAGAGUUCCAAGUACACAAAGUCUAUGUCCGCAAUCGAGGAGACUGCUGUGCAGAUCGGAUAAACGGUGCUGAAAUCCGAAUUGGGAACUCAACGGAAAAAGGAGGCAUUACAAAUCCAAGGUGUGCUACAAUCAGUUCUCUGGGUCUAGGAGAAGCAAUCAUUUUUGACUGUGGAAAAGCGCAAGGGCGAUAUGUAACUGUUACUGUUCCAGGCAUAGAGCAUCUUACGCUGUGUGAGGUCCAAGUGUACGGUGUGAAGGAAUAUACCUCUGUCUAUAAUGUAGCCCUUGAUGGAAAGGCACUCCAGUCCAGCACCUACAAUCUAUUAGGACCCCCUGAAAAUGCCAUUGAUGGCUCUGAAUCAGCUAACUAUUUACAGGGACACUGCACGCACACAAAUCCAGAGGACAACCCAUGGUGGAUGGUGGACUUGAGAGCAGAGUUCAAAGUGUCUAGUGUACAUGUCACCAACCGGGAAGACUGCUGUUCAAAACGCUUAGACGGUGCCGAGAUCCGAAUUGGAAAAUCAAAAGAUCAAGGUGGCAUCACAAAUCCAAGGUGUGCCACAAUCACCAUGCUGGGUCCUGGGGAAACACGUAAAUUUGAUUGUGAAGGAAUGACAGGACAGUAUGUGACACUCACCAUCCCAGGCGAACAGAAAACUCUCUCUGUAUGUGAAGUGCAAGUGUUUGGUGUGAGGGUAACACCCCUCAUCCCCAAUGUGGCCCUUGAAGGUACAGCAUCCCAGUCUAGCACCUUAAACAAACUAGGAUUUGCAGGGAACGCCAUUGAUGGGUCUACAUCAGUGGACUAUAUGCAUGGAUCAUGCACUCACACAGAUGGAGAGCUUAAUCCAUGGUGGACAGUGGACUUGAAGGCAGAGUUUCGUGUAUCCAGUGUAAGUCUCACCAAUCGAGAAGACUGUUGUGCUUCACGGCUCAAUGGUGCUGAAAUCCGGAUUGGGAACGAUUUGGAGGAAGGAGGCUCUACAAAUCCCAGGUGUGCGACAGUCACCUCAGUGGGUGCUGGGGAAACCCAGAAUUAUGAGUGUGGAGGAAUGCAAGGAAAGUAUGUAACAAUUACCAUUCCUGGAGUUAAUUACCUUGUACUAUGUGAAGUCCAAGUGUUUGGUGUGAAGGUUGAAUCUUCUGGAAAGACAGAAGUCUCAGCAUGA
This is a messenger RNA of Euleptes europaea (tarantolino), 3075 nucleotides long. RefSeq lists its product as uncharacterized. Lineage: Eukaryota; Metazoa; Chordata; Lepidosauria; Squamata; Sphaerodactylidae. The record is from RefSeq and is a predicted model, not a curated record. The transcript has 17 exons. Bases 1 to 3075 code for a protein of 1024 amino acids.